Molecule: messenger RNA, 1275 nt
Organism: Schistosoma curassoni
Lineage: Eukaryota; Metazoa; Platyhelminthes; Trematoda; Strigeidida; Schistosomatidae
Source: the annotation of a GenBank genome assembly
AAACCAUGUAUUUUAAUUGAAUAGUCAUUGAAUAGGCAUCUUUUUUAAAAAAAAGAAAUACUUACCUUAUAUUUCUACUUUGAAUCACAUAUGCGAAGCUAAUGAAGACAGAUAUUCUCUGAUGUUACGGUUUUGAAAGUUAAGGAAUGUGAAUAGCGUAUGUUAGUCAUCUUUCUAUUAUAGCUUAGGUGAAUCAAACUAGAAGUGUUUAGAAACGAAUGAAAUUCGGCUGGAUGAAGAUAUAAUGCAAAACAAGUAGUUCCUUUUGCUUGUUUCAAACUAAACUUCGUCUAUGAUGUUUUAUUUUAUAUCCAAAUAUCUUUAACCCUCUAAUUUUCUUAGGUUUCUAGAUAAUUCUUCUCUCUCAAAUAUUCUUUUGUCACUACAACUCACAUUUACCUUUAUGUUAACAUGAUGAAAAUGAUUUAACAUUUUAAGCAUCAGCAACUAUUAUAUCGAGUAAUCUUUUCAUUAUUGCUCUUGACAUCAAAUUUAUAGCCUGUAACUUUCAGUGUAGAAUUAAUGUUUUGAUUUGUUUACACGAAUAACUCUAGUAUAUGAUGAAGUUAUUGGAAAUGCCAACAAUUUUUGGUCCCACACAGAAUUCAUACUUUUCCAACUCAUCAAUCAGAACAGUAGGAAGGCCAGCCAGAAUGGCAAUGUUGGUAUGGAUACCCCAUUAGUUGAUGAUGAAGGCUACCCACGCUCUGAUAUUGAUGUGGCUCUUAUACGAAUAACGCGAAACAAUAUCUAUUGUUUAAAUACAGAUCAUAAACAAAUAAUGCUUGAAUUGGAAAGUGUUUUACAUGAAAUACAUGAAUAUGCUCGUCAAAAUCCAUCUAAAAAUGUUUUAACUGAUGGAAAUGCUUGUUCCAGUGAGAAUAAACUAAGUGAAGAUCAAUCCGCACAGAUUGUGAAGAAACCUUUCCUUAAAAUUGAUCAGAUAUCACCUAAUUCAAUAGCGGAACAAGCAGAUUUAAAAGUUGGAGAUCGAAUAGUUCAAUUUGGCUCAGUAUCUGCUGACAAUUUCAAUUCAUUACAAGAUAUAUCUACUGUCUUUAGAAAUACAUCUCCCGGUAGCUGUAUUCACAUGUCCAUUGUUCGCGGCGACAGUAUGAUAAAUGUGCUUUCUAUUUCGUUGUUGAAACCAGCUGAAAAUGCCAGUAUAGGGAUGCACGUUGUUCCUAUUUAUAGUAAAAAUGAUUCGAUGUAAACUUUCUGUUAUGUGUAUUCGUUGUUGAUGAACAAAGAUUCUUUUUGAUAUAUAUAUAUAUA